This is a messenger RNA of Penicillium griseofulvum, 1077 nucleotides long. RefSeq lists its product as uncharacterized. The coding region runs from base 1 to 1077 and encodes 358 amino acids. The transcript has 4 exons. Lineage: Eukaryota; Fungi; Ascomycota; Eurotiomycetes; Eurotiales; Aspergillaceae. The record is from RefSeq and is a predicted model, not a curated record.
AUGGCUCUCAGCCCAUUUGGGGAACCUCCACCCGGGACGGAUCUAUCCGCCGAUCAUGGCUUACGGAACAAUGCCGCUGUCAUCACAACCUUUAUUCUUGCAGCGAUAGCUGUUGGUCUUCGGUUCUAUACGAGAUUUCGAGUACAAAUUGUGCAAGUAGCUGCAGAUGAUUGGAUGAUUGUGGCUGCUUUUCUGUCUGUAACUGCGAGUCUUGUUUUGACUGUGGUUGGUGGAUAUCAUGGUCUCGGGAAACAUGUAUGGAUUGUUCCCAUCCCCGAAGUCGUGGAAAUGAUGCGCAUUCUCUUCGCCUACGUCCUGGUCUACGUGGUCACCGUUCCACUUAUAAAGUUAUCGAUUCUCCUCUUCUAUCGACGUAUCUUCGGCAUGACAUAUUCAAUGUGGUUCUGUGUGUUUUUGACGACCGGAUAUUUCGUCUCCUGCAUGGUCGCCUUCCUGGUUUGCUGCAGACCAGUGUCAUACUACUGGACGCAGUAUGCAGACCCUAGUGGAGGAGUAUGUAUCUUUAACCUCUACCCGUUCUACAUCGGUAACGCUGCGGCAAAUGUGGUUACGGAUGGUAUCAUUCUGUUGGUCCCAAUCCCCCUUGUGUGGAAGCUUCAAAUGCGAAAGACACAGAAAGUUAUGCUAUCCGGUAUCUUUUUGCUUGGAGGAUUUGUCUGUAUUGCAAGCAUCGUCCGGAUCUAUUAUAUGACCUUCCUCAAAAACUCGGCCGAUGUCACCUGGAUCAUGGGCGACGUCUUCAUCUGGUCCAGCGUUGAGCCGUCCAUCGGCAUCGUAUGCGCCUGUCUUCCAACAUUACAUCCGCUACUUCGGUCUUUCCUCGCUCGUGUGUUUGGCAUUAGUACGGGAAGAUAUGCUAAGACUUCAAGCAACCAGGAGUCAGCGAAGAAAAAGAUCUUUGUUCGCAAACCAACGCCGCUUGACUGGGACGAGUCCUUAUUGAGUACACGCGACGUACAAGUCGAGAUGAGCGGACUGAAGAGAGAGCAUGGCGAUGGAAAUAUUACGGUGGAUACAGAUUUUCGAUUAGUUGAAGAGAGCAAUCAAUUGAAAUGA